CGAUGGCCGGGACGAAUAGAAUGAUUUAAUGAUGCCUUGCUGCCAUCUCCGAAGUCUGAAGUAUUCCAUGUCUGUGGGUCCCAGAAUUUGCUGAAAGAUGGAGGAGCCUCAGAAAAAUGAUCCCAUCACAGUGGGCCUGGAGGAGGAGGACCCUCUCAAAAGCACAGGCCCUCAGAUUUCCGUUAGUGAAUUUUCUUGCCAUUGCUGUUAUGACAUCCUGGUGAACCCCACCACCUUGAACUGUGGGCACAGCUUCUGCCGGCACUGCCUGGCUUUAUGGUGGGUGUCUUCGAAGAAAACAGAAUGUCCAGAAUGCAGAGAAAAAUGGGAAGGCUUCCCCAAAGUCAACAUUCUCCUCAGGGAUGCCAUUGAAAAGUUAUUUCCUGAUGCUAUUAGAAUGAGAUUUGAAGACAUUCAACAGAACAGUGACAUAGUCCAAAGUCUCGCAGCCUUUCAAAAAUAUGGGAAUGAUCAGAUUCCUUUAACUCCCAACACAGGCCGAAUGAAUCAGCAAAGAGGAGGGGGGUUCUUUUCUGGAGUGCUCACGGCUUUAACUGGAGUGGCAGUGGUCCUACUCGUGUAUCACUGGAGCAGCAGGGAAUCCGAGCAUGACCUCCUGGUCCACAAGGCUGUGGCCAAAUGGACAGCAGAAGAAGUUGUCCUCUGGCUGGAGCAGCUGGGCCCGUGGGCCUCUCUCUACAGAGACAGGUUUUUGUCUGAAAGAGUGAAUGGAAGGUUGCUUUUAACUCUGACAGAGGAAGAAUUUUCAAGGGCGCCAUAUACCAUAGAAAAUAGCAGCCACAGAAGAGCCAUCCUCAUGGAGCUGGAGCGUGUCAAAACACUAGGUGUGAAGCCCCCCCAAAAUCUCUGGGAAUAUAAGGCUGUGAACCCAGGCAGGUCCCUGUUCCUGCUAUAUGCCCUCAAGAGCUCCCCAAGACUCGGUCUGCUGUACCUGUACCUGUUUGACUACACAGACACCUUCCUGCCCUUCAUCCACACCAUCUGCCCUCUGCAGGAAGACCGCUCCGGGGAGGACAUCGUCACCAAGCUUCUGGAUCUGAGAGAACCCACUUGGAAACAGUGGAGGGAGUUCCUGGUCAAAUACUCCUUCCUCCCAUACCAGCUGAUUGCUGAAUUCGCCUGGGACUGGCUGGAAGUCCACUACUGGACAUCACGGUUUCUCAUUGUCAACGCCAUGCUACUCUCAGUUCUGGAGCUAUUUUCUUUUUGGAGGAUCUGGUCAAGAAGUGAGCUUAAGACACUGCCUCAGAGGAUGUGGAGCCAUUUUUGGAAAGUGUCAACGCAGGGGCUUUUUGUGGCCAUGUUCUGGCCCCUUAUUCCCCAGUUUGUGUGCAACUGUUUGUUUUACUGGGCCUUGUAUUUCAACCCAAUCAUUAACAUCGAUCUCGUGGUCAAGGAAGUCCGACGGCUGGAAACGCAAGUGUUGUGACUGGCACUGCCCAGGCUCUGAGAGGCUCCUCAGGUCUCCCUGACGCCUGAGCUGAUGCUUCGGAGGGUAAGGGAGGAAGAGACUUCCUAUUUCUACCCCUGGUAAAACAAGGUGCUGCUUUGUAUGACAAAGGCUUCAACCAGGUCCUCUCUUCUCUGCCUGUGGCACACCGAGGCAGCAGACUGACACCCCAGUGGACGGAGGACUGUCUCACCCACUCAGCAGCAGCCCCUCCCUCCACAUCAUGCAGCUGCCCCCUCACAGGGACCUGGGUGGCUCAGGCCACCAUGACUGGCAAGACUCAGAGUCCUCAGAGGACACAGUGUGGGUGACGUCAGAAGGCUACCACAUUGGCAUCUCCCUCCCUUGCCUCAGUUAAUGACAGGUACCCAGGGCCAAGACCAGGCUUGUUUGAGCCAGGCUGGUCCUGUACGUCAAAUUUAGGAAGACAGGGGUAGGGUUUUGUCAUAGGCAUAAAUAGUUACAUAUUAUAUUAAAAAAAAAAAAAAAAAAAAAA
This is a messenger RNA of Sciurus carolinensis (gray squirrel), 1967 nucleotides long. RefSeq names its product bifunctional apoptosis regulator (gene Bfar). The transcript has 8 exons. Lineage: Eukaryota; Metazoa; Chordata; Mammalia; Rodentia; Sciuridae. The record is from RefSeq and is a predicted model, not a curated record. Gene Ontology annotation, cellular component: nucleus. The coding region runs from base 98 to 1450 and encodes 450 amino acids. Gene Ontology annotation, biological process: proteasome-mediated ubiquitin-dependent protein catabolic process. Gene Ontology annotation, molecular function: ubiquitin protein ligase activity; protein binding.